UAGCGGGAGAUUCCGCGCUUUUGAUAGUUUGAUAUCAAUAGAGAGACUGUUUCUUGUGUGUUCAAUUCUAAACAGAAACAAAGGCUUCUCUCGUCUCUUUAAUAAGUAGUGCCUCUUUUUGAUCCAUAAUGGCCGCGGGACUCAAGGCUUUGGUUGGCUUGGCCUUUUUGGGCUCCAUUGGAUUGCUGUUUUUGUUCCUGGCCUGUGCUCUCCCGUCCUACAAUAAUUGGUGGCCCAUGUUCACCAUCAUUUUCUACGUGCUCUCGCCUCUGCCAUCACUCAUCACACGUCGCUUCACCGACGAUCUCUCAUCCACUUCGGCCUUGAAAGAGUUCUGCUACUUCCUCACCACGGGCAUUGUCUUGUCCGCAUUUGCUCUGCCCAUCGUCCUGGCUCGAGCUCCCUCAGGAGCCACCGGCGAAGAGACAGUGAUUGCCACUGGGGCUUGUUUCUUGGUUUUGAUGGGCAAUCUGGUCAUGUUCUUGACCAUCUACGGCCUAUUCAUGAUCUUUGACAAUGAGGACGGGUUUGAAUACUCCAAUUGGGGCAGCGGAUUCUAAAUGCCCCGAUGUUACUAUGGUUUUAUGGCCCUUUUUCCCCCCUUCAUUUCUUGAACAUUUCUUUUCAAAUCCUUGUCAGAGAUUUAUGGUGGUCGAACCAGACAAUAUCCCACGUUAGAUGAAGUCAACGAGUAUUUGCUUGAUAUGCUUUUUGUUCUUUGAUCAACACCCGUUUCCAUUCAGUUUCUUCUAUUUUCAUGUUUCUGUAGCGUGCAGUUGAUUCAAUAAGGCAAUGUUAGAGAGAUUACUACAUACAAUAACUCAACCACAACUGUUCUGUCUUGCUGUGAUAGUAAUCAUCAGAAAAGUUUGUAUUUGUAACAGGAUCAUUCGGUCCAACCUCCCCUCAUAAAAAAAAACUCGAUGUAUCACUUGAUUAAGAAUAAACAUGAUCAGAUCAAUUUAUCAAA
Molecule: messenger RNA, 970 nt
Organism: Tigriopus californicus
Lineage: Eukaryota; Metazoa; Arthropoda; Copepoda; Harpacticoida; Harpacticidae
Product: leptin receptor gene-related protein-like
Exons: 4
Coding region: 129-560 (143 amino acids)
Biological process (GO): late endosome to vacuole transport via multivesicular body sorting pathway
Cellular component (GO): endosome
Source: RefSeq, a predicted model, not a curated record